CAAACAGGACGCGACUAACACCACACUCCAACUUCCAACACACACGCCCCCCCUCCCCUAACCAACCCUAACUAACUACCCAACUAACCAACCCUCCUACCUAACCAACAGAGCUCCAGGUCUCUCAACCGCGGGAGGAACAGCCGCAACCAACACGAUCCGGCCCCUUGCUCUGUAGCCCUCUCGGGUGUUAUUUCGACUUUUGUCUCGUGGGUUCUACUAGGCAUCUGUGCUCAAACUGUCAUGGACGGCAGACAUCCUCGCUCGCUCAUAACGGAUGCCACUCGCUCGGGCCUGUAUCACCCGGUAUAUAAGGACCGACAGCUUCUGCCCUCAUGCCGACAAUCACCACUCACCCUCACAAGAGCACAGAGCAUCCUAUCCAACGCUGACUCCAAGACAUCACCGGCUCCUACCAGUAGAUCAAGAGUUCUCUCUUGUCUAUAUUACCACGACUACCCCAAUCACUACCGCCCUGUCCCAUUCUUUACUCUCCCGCAUCGGCCUCUUCGACAAGGACACAGCACCCUGCCACAAGCUUCUUCCUUCCUCGUCAGACACCAGGACCUCCCGUCGGGACGUGUGCAACCCAGCCACGCUUACACAAACUCUUCGGAUACCGGCUUGUGUCGAGCUGUCAGCGCUGCAACAACUCUCCGGUCGUUCAACGGUACUUAAGCUCGGCUCGACUACUCUCGGCCACGGAUUCCCACUCGUUAUCCAAGGAAUAACAGCCAUCGGCCACCAUGUGCUAUUGGAAGACGACCCAGCUCUGGUCUCACUGCGGCUGCACCGCGCAGUCUAUGGAGCCAAAGCCCGGCACCCACUGCAGAUGCCAGGCCAUCGUCAUUGACCAAGGUGUUCAGAGGUGGGAGGGCUUCUGCAUGCGUCCUCAGUGUCCCAACCCUCCUCGAGCGACUUAGUAGCGACCCGAAGAAACCACGAGCUAGA
Messenger RNA from Ilyonectria robusta, 951 nucleotides. RefSeq lists its product as uncharacterized. The record is from RefSeq and is a predicted model, not a curated record. NCBI's taxonomy places the organism in Eukaryota, Fungi, Ascomycota, Sordariomycetes, Hypocreales, Nectriaceae. The transcript has 3 exons. Bases 278 to 853 code for a protein of 191 amino acids.